Lathyrus sativus (Indian pea) is the source of this 1695-nucleotide messenger RNA. NCBI's taxonomy places the organism in Eukaryota, Viridiplantae, Streptophyta, Magnoliopsida, Fabales, Fabaceae. The record is from the annotation of a GenBank genome assembly.
AUGUUCCUUGGAAUCGUUGUAAUUAAAGGAGCAAAAUCCAACACCAUGUUUUCUCCAUCCACACCAUUUCCUUCUAGAAUUGUUCCUUCUCCUUCAGUUAUGAUGCUUAAUGAGCAUGCUGCUCCUGCAGUUUCUUCUUUACCUUCUAGUUCUGCUGCUCAGUCUUUUCCUACCUCAGUUCUUCUGCAAGAGCAUCGGGAUGAAUAUAAGCCUCUACUUCAUAUGCAUAGAGAAGACAAGUCACCCCAGGCAGCCUUAAAUACAAGGGUAAUGGAUGUGAAGUCAGUUCCUGAGAAAAACAUAAAUGGCGAUGUUGAUGAGUCAGCGCGUGACUCUAUGCAGCAGUUGCAUCUUCGGUGUCAUUUACAGAACUUAUUGGCUUCUUCGCCAGAAGAGGAUUUUGUUUCUUCUUCUUCGACUAUGCAGUCUGCUGAUGAUUUCCAAUGGAGGGCACUUUCUCUUGCGAAGCAAGCCCUAUCAGCCUCAAAACAAGCUGCUGCAGUGGCUGAUGAGUUGGAAUUGAUUAAACUUGACUAUGAUAAUGAUUCAUCCCUUCUCAGUUUGGCUGACUAUUCAAUUGGAAAGAAUAAAAUCGUGAGGUCAACACGGCUUAAAGAAAGGCGAUCUAAACAGAGAAAAGUGUCGAACUCAAAAGUUUUUGAUGAAGAAAUGUACCUUACAAAAAAGUUAGAUGUACAGAGAAGGUUACGUGCAGCGAAAAAGUUAAAAGAAGGACUUGAUGGAAAUAAUGUCCUGCGCUUUUUCUUAUGGAGUCCCGAAACAAAGCAACUUUUGAACCUUGAAGAAGAGUCUCAAUUGAUUGCUCAGAUACAGGAUUUAUUUAAAUUGAAAGAAACAAAGAUCAAGCUUCAGUCUCAGUUUGGGAGAGAACCAACUUUGCACGAAUGGGCAGAUUGUGUAGGCCUAAGCUGCCGUGUCCUUCAGGCACGGCUUCAUUCUGGUUACAAAAGCAAAGAAAAGCUGAUUCUUGCCAAUUUACGCCUGGUAGUUCACAUUGCUAAAUAUUUUCAGGGGCGUGGUCUCAGCUUUCAGGACUUAUUGCAGGAGGGAAGUAUUGGUCUUAUGAGGAGUAUCGAAAAGUUCAAACCUCAAGCUGGUUGCCGUUUCAGUACUUACGCUUACUGGUGGAUAAGUAAUACAAUAAAGAGGGCUAUGUAUUUGCAUUCCAAAACAAUUCGUCUCCCGGAGACUUUCUACGUUCUUUUGGGUAAAGUUUCGGAAGCAAAGAAAUCGUACAUUAAAGAAGGAAACCUUAACCCUACCAAAGAAGAAAUAGCAAGACGAGUAGAAAUUACAGUAGAUAAGUUGGAAAUGUUGCUACUUGCUACAAGAACUCCGCUUUCGAUGGAGCGAGCUGUUUGGUCAGACCAGAACACAAGUGUCCAGGAGACUACUGCAGACUCUGCAAUUGAGAUCCCAAAUGAAUGUGUUGCAAAACAACUAAUGAGGAGCCAUGUACGCAACCUCUUAAGCACAUUGAGUCCAAGAGAAAGAAAGGUAAUCAGAUUGAGAUUUGGUAUUGAAGAUGGCUAUCCGAAAUCUCUGUCAGAAACUGGCCACUUGUUGGGUGUGUGUAGGGACAAUGUCAGACAUAUAGAGCGCAAAGGAUUGAACAAGCUCAAAGAGUGCCUUGUUGAUCAACAGUUUGAUGCAUAUGCAGACUUGAUUGUAUAA